This is a messenger RNA of Diaporthe batatas, 1371 nucleotides long. RefSeq lists its product as uncharacterized. The record is from RefSeq and is a predicted model, not a curated record. The coding region runs from base 1 to 1371 and encodes 456 amino acids. The transcript has 2 exons. Lineage: Eukaryota; Fungi; Ascomycota; Sordariomycetes; Diaporthales; Diaporthaceae.
AUGUCAAAUCGAUCCAGACUCAAGGAUCAGCCCAAAGCUGCAAAAGCCCCCGAAGUGAGGGUGGCCAGCACCCACAAGACGCACCCGCGUACCUAUUCCCGCCAUGCCCUCAAAAGACGGCACACCUCUAUCCCGGCACAGGAGCGACUCCUCGCCCGUACUGGGAGUCUGAAUGUGACAGAGGUAAAGAUGGCAGAGCAACGCAGCCCGGCUGGAGCACAGCACCCUCCGCGACCUGGUUCGGACAAAGGUACUGAGAGCGCAAGCUUCUCGACGCCCGCGAAUAAGACGGCAAAUGACCUCGCUUGGGAGGCGCUCGCCUCAUCCUCCCCCGUGUUGACACGACAGGAUGAUGGCUCCCAAGACAAAGAUAUUCUUGGCGAGGUCUACACCGUCAAGUGCUCCUCUGGCCAGAAAAGGCCAGGGCACGAGCAGCCCGUCGUCAAGUAUGCGUUGAACAACUUAGAAUCGAGCCGUCAAGGAAAUAGCCGUAAAACUGCAAGCUCAGAAGGUGGUUCUCCGGGGUAUGGGAGCCUGGAAGGAUCAGACGGCGUCCAAGAUGGGUCUUCCGUUUUCGUUGAAGAUACACAGCCUGAUGAGAUUGCCUUGACAUCCUCAUCCGAGGGCGAAGGGAUCGCCAUCCCCGGAAUCUCAACUGGGCAGAAGCCAAAAAAUAAUGGCCGUUUCCUGGUCUUCGACCAAUCGCCACCAGAGGGCUUCAAGGUGCUCCACAAGCCUCGGGUGAAUCCAGAAGUGGAUGAGCCUGGAUCCAGGAGAAAGAGGCUGACGGGCGGCUUGGAUGGUUUUACUCAACACGAAGCACGUUCCACUUUCAUGAGAAAGAGGCGGCGGCUUCAGCACCUUGAUGCCAACAUUGGGAGCCUGGAUAUGACUCAAACCAGCAUUGCCUCGCAACCACAACCUAAGAACAACUUGGUUCAACAGAAUACCAGUCCUGGUGUAAGGAUGCGGCCGCGAGCUCAAACAGCUACAGGCCUCUGGCGAAAACCACAGCUUUUCGGCACAUCGCAAUUCGAAAUAGAGCCCGAGGAUUCUGUUCCAUCCCCUGAGACGAAGAUAACGCCAACGAAACGCGACAAACCAGAGCUUGAGAGCUUCGACCCCAUCAUUAUUCCACGGACUGAUUCUCCCAGGCCAAAGAAAACUGUCAAGUUGGAAUCACCAAGCGAUUUCCCUGGCGAGCCGGUCCAGGACUCUAGUCCCUGCAUGCGCCUUCACCCGAAUCGAAUUUUGGAUGGGGACGGCAGGAAGGUAGGCUCACUGGCACUGCGUCCCGGCCCGUCUUCCCGAAUCAAGUCGAAUUUCGUGAUCUCAAACACGGCCCUGAUGGAUGCUGAGGGACAGCCCUGA